Molecule: messenger RNA, 489 nt
Organism: Hydatigera taeniaeformis
Lineage: Eukaryota; Metazoa; Platyhelminthes; Cestoda; Cyclophyllidea; Taeniidae
Source: the annotation of a GenBank genome assembly
AUGCAGGCGGCGCGUGUUGGUGUGGUAGUCAACGCGAAAGGGGAACAUGUCAUUCCGGCUAGUCGUCGUCCCGAUGGUACAUGGAGAAGGGAAAUUAAGGUAAAAGCUGGAUACAUACCACAGGAUGAAAUGCCUACUUACCUUCCAAAGUCUGUGGAGCAGAUGCGUCAAAAGCGUGAUGCGUUUGUCAUCCCUGGUUUGUCAAAGGAGGAUGCGAUUGCCAUUACCCAACAUCGCAGAGCCGCGGGAGAAGUCACUUCAAAUGGCCAGGAACCUACUUCAUCCAAGAAGAAGAAGAAUAAGUCGAAAGCAAAAAUCGAUUCGAAUGGAGGUGAGGAUCAUGUUUCGUUUGGCAUAUAUUUUUCACGGCUAUACUACUUUAUGCAACACUUACUGGCCAUUUGGGGAAUGUCAUUGACAGAUUUAAUAAUCAUCUCGAGCGUUAUUGUCACUAUUGGUCACAAUAAAUAUCUUUUGGUAAAACCCUAA